UUAUUAUCUUAAAAGUUACACCACAAGUCACAACAACAAAAUACUUUUAUAUUUAAUUUCUAAAUUCUAAGACGCAGUACACAUUUACUUUGUUAGAUUGUUUUGUUUGCACCUACAGUUCGUUAUUUCUUCUUAUUCAUCAAUGUUUUAAAAUCACUACAAUUAUCAAAGUCUAAGGAAUCAAGAUGAAAUUUCUAUUUCUAGGAUUUUGUCUUUUCAUUGUUUUACUUGGAGAAAAUGUUUCCGCCCAAAAUCACAAGAUUGAGAAUAAUAAAUUUAUAGAACAACUAUCAGAUAUUGCAAUGCAAUCAAUGGAAGGAUUUUCAGAUUAUGGGCAUAAAUUAAUUGAAGUUGAAGAAAUUGGCAAUAUAUCACAUCCAUCGCCAGUGGGAGGUUACAAUGAAAUCAAUGCUGAUACUGAGAACAUCAAACAACUGGCUCUAUUUUCCUUAGAUUCUAUUACACAACAAACAAUGUCUAAAAGAUCUUUGGGGUUAAUCAAAGUUGUAUCUGCAAAAAGUCAGGUUGUAGCUGGAAUAAAUUAUAAAAUAAAACUAUUGGUGUGUGAAAAAGAUUCAAAAAAUGGCAAGGAUAUUGUUAUGGAUCACAAAAAUUGUCGUUCAUGUGAUGUAACCAUAUGGGAACAAUCAUGGUUGAACAAUAAAAAUGUGACUAAAGUAGCUUGUUCUAGACCUUCUGAACUUGCUUCAUUUUCUAAUAUAGCUGUGACUAAAAGAGACAUACAUGAAAAUGUAAAUCUUGGAGCGAAAAUAAAUCUAAGUACUGAUGAUAAGAAAGUUAAAGAUAUAGUGGAUUACGCUUUACUAUCUAUUGAUAAACAAGAAGGAUCUAACAAACCACACAUAUUAUCAAAAAUUAUAAAUGUAUCCAAACAAAUUGUGUCUGGAGUUAUCUAUAAUAUUGAAUUGGAAAUAUGUGAGAAUUCUACAGGCGAAGUUGAUAAAAAGAAAUGUAGAAUUUGUAAUAUAAAAGUGUGGGAACAAGCAUGGGAGUACAACAAAAAUACUUUAAAAUUCAAUUGUUAUACACCAAAUAAAACCAACAUAGAUAUAUCAAGUUCUAAAACAUUAAUUGCAAAGAAAAAUGAUGAUCGAUUACGAUUAAAGACAAAUUUUGAAAAUUUUAUUACGACACAUAAUAAAAUGUAUUCUAGUCUUGAAGAAAAGAAUAGAAGAUUUCGAAUAUUUGCUGCUAAUAUGAAGAGAGUACAAUUAUUACAAAAACAUGAACAAGGAAGUGCUAUUUAUGGAGCUACGCAAUUUGCAGAUCUUACAAAAAAUGAAUUUAAAAAAAAGUAUUUGGGUCUGGAUUUAUCAUUGUCAAGUAAAAACACAUUACCGUCAUUACCCAUGGCAGUCAUUCCACAAAAUACUUCUAUUCCUAAUGAAUUUGAUUGGAGAGACUACAAUGCAGUAACACCAGUAAAAAAUCAGGGAGCUUGUGGAUCUUGUUGGGCAUUUUCGGCCAUAGCCAAUAUUGAAGGACAAUAUGCCUUAAAAUCUAAAACACUUCUAUCGCUCUCAGAACAAGAACUGGUUGACUGUGAUAAUUUGGAUAAUGGAUGUGGUGGUGGCUUAAUGACUCAAGCAUUUGAAGCCAUAGAAAAUUUAGGAGGCUUAGAGACAGAGUCUGAUUAUCCUUAUGAAGGUCACGCAGAUCGUAAAGGUUGCCAGUUAAAAAAAGGUGAAGUGAAAGUAUCAAUAUCCAAAGCUGUGAAUGUAUCUACUGAUGAAGAAGAUAUUGCCAAAUUUUUAGUUAAACAUGGUCCCCUAUCUGUCGGAGUCAAUGCUAAUGCUAUGCAGUUUUAUAUGGGUGGUGUAUCACAUCCAAUCCAUGCAUUAUGUAGCUCCAAAUCACUGGAUCAUGGUGUAGCCAUUGUUGGAUAUGGAGUCCACAGAACUAAAUAUACCCAUAAAAAUUUACCAUAUUGGUUAAUUAAAAAUAGUUGGGGACCUGGAUGGGGAGAAAAAGGUUACUACUUGCUCUACAGAGGUGAUGGAUCUUGUGGUGUCAAUCAAAUGGUUUCUUCAGCAAUUAUUGAAUAAAUUUUUGUUAAAUUUUAAAUGAACAAUUAAAUUAUUUUUUAAGGUAUUAAAGAUUCUCAAUAUUACAUAUUUAAUAAUAAACAUUGUAUUAAUGUUUCAAUUAUUUGAGCUAUAGAAUUUUACUAUAUUAAUUUGAACUUAUGAAUAGAUCUUUAGUAAGUGUAUCUAACAGUUAUAUUAUUAUUAAUCAUAAAAUAUAGUUAUUAGAUAUAUCUUAA
Messenger RNA from Rhopalosiphum maidis (corn leaf aphid), 2284 nucleotides. Its product is annotated as cathepsin L-like. Gene Ontology annotation, molecular function: cysteine-type endopeptidase inhibitor activity; cysteine-type endopeptidase activity. Gene Ontology annotation, cellular component: lysosome. The record is from RefSeq and is a predicted model, not a curated record. The transcript is spliced from 15 exons. The coding region runs from base 186 to 2066 and encodes 626 amino acids. NCBI's taxonomy places the organism in Eukaryota, Metazoa, Arthropoda, Insecta, Hemiptera, Aphididae.